AUUCACGCUGCCAAAACGGGACCCCGAAAGCAGCAACAACAAGGGCGGCUAUAACUGAGGGCGGCGUAUGUUCCUCGUUUGUGUCUGUUUUGCCUAUCGUUGCUGCGCUACAACCAGCGCACGUUUCCAAACGACCUGGGAAAGCCAAGGAGCAGGAGUCAAUGGAGCAGCCAGCAAUGUGGCUAUAAAGAAGCUCCGGCUCAGCGCCGGUGUACACGAUGCACUUGUUCCCAUCCCCCAUCAGAGAUCCUCCCGUAUCCCUUCCACCAGCUCCCUCAUACUUUUCUUUAAACCUCUCGGAUUCGCCUGCAGUACAUCCCACAAGAGCUCCUUCAACAAUGCGUACCGUUGCCCUGAUCUCCCUGCUUGCGGCCAGUGCCAUCGCCGCCCCUACAUUUGGCUUCCAGCGCCGCCAGCUGGGGGGCGCCAGCCUUGCAAAUGGCCCUAAUGCAAUCGACGAUACCACAGUCAACUCUGGUGCUAUUGACGAGGGCGUUGUCAAGGAUACAACCUCGUUUGAAGGUGCCCAGAUCAUCAACCCCGAGGGCAAUACGCUUGUCAAGUCGACCGAGAACUUUGACUUCCACGACAACAACGUCAUCAACCCGGAUAUCAACAUUGCCACGGGUGGGCAUGGCCCGACAAUUGUUGGCAAUGACAACUACGUGCUGCCGAUCGGCAGUGGCGUGUGGGGCGGUAUCGUGUUCAAGCGCCAGCAGCUGGCAAACGCUCCAGUGGGAGUCAGCAACCCGACUGUUAACCAGGGUGCCUUGACCGAGGGCUCGACGUCGUCCAAUCUCUCUGCAGACGGCGCUCUGGUCUCGAACCCAAUUGGCAACUCGGUGACGGAUGUCAACAACAACUCGGAGGUUGCUGGCAACGACUUUGUCGACUCGACCUUCAACACGGUGUCCAACGUCAAUGGCCCGGCGUUUGCCGGCGACAACGGCAUUUUCAUCCCGGUGGUGAACGAGGCCGACGCCAUUCACUUCGACAAUGGGGCUCUGCUCGACUUCUUCCUGGGCGGCGGUUUGCAUUAGAUAGUAGGUGCUGGGUAGUCAGAGUCAAAUAUUUACAAACAUCGACAGCAGCGUGUCCAAAUGUCAUGUGCGUCUUGGCAGAUGUGUGGUGGUGGUGGUGGUAUUCCUCGUUUGAAAUAGCUAAAAACUAGGUUGUCAAUGGUGAAGGAAGGGCCGGAAAGUGAACUAUAGAAUCCUAACUAAUUUACAGGUAUGAGGUGGAGAAAUCAGAAGAGA
Molecule: messenger RNA, 1256 nt
Organism: Linderina pennispora
Lineage: Eukaryota; Fungi; Kickxellomycota; Kickxellomycetes; Kickxellales; Kickxellaceae
Exons: 1
Coding region: 219-1040 (273 amino acids)
Source: RefSeq, a predicted model, not a curated record